GUUUUGACUGCUGGAGCCGCUGAAGCAGAUCGCGCAGACUGCUCUGAUUCUGACGCGAUAAAAACUGAGUUUCAGUAAAAGAACUCUACAUAUCAGCGCUAGUUAUGACGCGGGUGUAAGCAGGGGAAGUUAAGGUUAACUACAGUCACAGACCAAAGACUUCACCUUGAGGAUUCACUCCGGUCACCUGCGCAGAUAUCAUGGCUAAUGGCGGGUGUAAGGAAUCUAAUGGAGAGAUGAGAGUGUUUCUCAACCAGAAUCUGAGUCCAGGAAAGCCUGUGCUGUCUCUGCUGACGGUUCAUCCGGCGUCUGUCACGGCAGUCAAACAGAUUCUACCCAAAACACUCACUGCUGCUAAUGUAGUGCCACAUCAUAUAGUGAUUGGCACUCCUCAGAGGUCCAGUGCUCCUGCCAGUGUCCUGAUAACCAGCCCGUGCACACCAACUGCUCAAAUCCACACACCACAGACCCACACACAAGAGACUUCUCCCUGGUCAACUGGGCGCAGCAGCAGGAAGGGUGAUAAGAACGGGAAGGGUUUGAGGCAUUUCUCCAUGAAGGUGUGUGAGAAGGUGCGGAAGAAAGUGGUGACAUCUUAUAAUGAAGUGGCUGAUGAGCUGGUGACUGAAUUCACCUCUGGAGACAACAACAUCUCACCCAAUGAUGUGCACGUGUACGAUCAGAAGAACAUCAGGCGCCGUGUGUAUGACGCUCUCAAUGUCCUCAUGGCCAUGAACAUCAUCUCCAAAGACAAGAAGGAGAUCAAAUGGAUCGGAUUCCCCACCAACUCCGCUCAGGAGUGUCAGGAUCUGGAGGCCGAGCGACAGAGAAGACUUGAGAGAAUUAAACAUAAACAGUCUCAGCUGCAGGAGCUCAUACUGCAGCAAAUAGCAUUUAAGAAUCUGGUGCAGCGGAAUCGACAGAUGGAGCUGCAGAAUAACAGACCUCCACCUGCAAACACCGUCAUCCACCUGCCCUUCAUCAUCAUCAACACCAGCAAGAGAACCGUCAUCGACUGCAGCAUCUCCAAUGACAAGUUUGAGUAUCAAUUUAACUUUGACAACAUGUUUGAGAUUCAUGAUGACGUGGAAGUCCUGAAGCGGAUGGGAAUGACGUUUGGACUGGAGUCGGGCCGCUGCAGUGCAGAACAGCUGAAGAUUGCCAAGACUCUCGUUCCUAAAGUCCUGCAGCCAUACGUGACCAAAAUGUCUCAAGGUGCCAUUGACCAGUUGAUUGGAGAACUGUCUCAUGUGGCCACUGAUCGCGGUGCGUCCAGCUCCAACAGCUCUCAUCACAGCAACUCCCGAGUGGAGACGCCCACAUCAUACAUGGAGGAUGAAGAAGACGAAGAAGACUUUGAUGACCAUGAUGAUGAAGAUUAGCUAUGGACAGCAAGUGUUAUAUAAGUGUAUAAAUGAUGUUGAUGUGUUUGAAUUUGCAGCAUCCCUCUCUGAGAAGUCAAAUCAAGGACGUUACUGAUUCUGGAAUAUUAUGAAGAUAUCUUUAUUACGUUUCCCCAAAUUCUUGUUUGAAAACUCAAUAUAGUGAUCCUGCUGUGAUUUGAGUCUCUGAGCUUCAGUAGCUGAUGAUCGGAUCAGCUCAGUUGAUUGUAUUUAUGCGCUGCUGCUCACGUCCUAUAUUUGCUGAGGGUUUUAAAUGACUGUUGGCUAAGGCUGAGUUUUGUAUCGUAUUUUUUUGAGGUCCGCUCUCAUAGGCAGCUAUUUUUGAUAUCGGAGCUUAUUUUUGGAUGCUUGGCUCUGACAGUGUCAAAUCACCAAGUCUUUAAUGACAAACAGACGGCAUGAACAUGAUCAACAGUAAUGUGACACUUAUUCAAAAUACAUUUACUGCCCUUUUUGUACAAUGUAACGAAUACUAAAGAAAAUAUACUUUUCUUAUUCAUGUAUAGAGAUUAAAGUA
Molecule: messenger RNA, 1920 nt
Organism: Xyrauchen texanus (razorback sucker)
Lineage: Eukaryota; Metazoa; Chordata; Actinopteri; Cypriniformes; Catostomidae
Gene: tfdp1b
Product: transcription factor Dp-1, b
Exons: 12
Coding region: 201-1382 (393 amino acids)
Biological process (GO): regulation of transcription by RNA polymerase II; regulation of cell cycle
Cellular component (GO): nucleus; transcription regulator complex
Molecular function (GO): RNA polymerase II transcription regulatory region sequence-specific DNA binding; DNA-binding transcription factor activity, RNA polymerase II-specific
Source: RefSeq, a predicted model, not a curated record